Colletotrichum phormii is the source of this 588-nucleotide messenger RNA. RefSeq lists its product as uncharacterized. The record is from RefSeq and is a predicted model, not a curated record. The coding region runs from base 1 to 588 and encodes 195 amino acids. The transcript has 3 exons. Lineage: Eukaryota; Fungi; Ascomycota; Sordariomycetes; Glomerellales; Glomerellaceae.
AUGGCGGAGCGCCCACAGGCACAAGAUCCCAGCGGCUUGUCGACGCAGUUCCGCAGUGCGUUACAAGACCUCAGCGACGAAUCGAGCUUCGUCGUCGUUCGCACCCCUUACGCUGUUGAUAGUGACGAAGCACAAUGGGCCGCCGCCUUGGUGAAGCUGCGUGCCUACGCCACGCCGGACGAAGAUGACGCCGAGAUGGAUCCGGACACCCUUAAGCUGCCCCCCAUAGCCGACUGCAUCGUUCUACAUGAGGACGAAGAGCGGCCGUCUGACGUGCGCCGCGAAGCCCUCAUCCUCGUCGACGAGCCCGCGCUCACUUCGCUGCUCAAAGCGCCAGACUUUGUCACCGGAAAGGUCCUUAACCUCCACUCGGAGCCUUGGGUUGCCGCCGUCGACGCCAAGGGCCCAGCGAGUGUGUCGGGCGGCGGGGGAGGCCUGUACAUGGGCUUCACGAGGUCGCGCGCGCGUUCUGAGCCAGCUGGACGGUACAAGUUCCCACAGGGUACGCCGAGAGGUGCUAAUGGCGCGCAGGCCAUGUUGGAGAAGAUUGCGCGAGCUAUUGGCACGGCGGAUGGUUCAGGGAGUUGA